Halichondria panicea is the source of this 1780-nucleotide messenger RNA. Its product is annotated as G-patch domain and KOW motifs-containing protein-like. Gene Ontology annotation, cellular component: spliceosomal complex. The record is from RefSeq and is a predicted model, not a curated record. The coding region runs from base 53 to 1675 and encodes 540 amino acids. Gene Ontology annotation, biological process: mRNA splicing, via spliceosome. NCBI's taxonomy places the organism in Eukaryota, Metazoa, Porifera, Demospongiae, Suberitida, Halichondriidae. The transcript has 12 exons. Gene Ontology annotation, molecular function: nucleic acid binding.
AUAAUUAACACAUUACUGUUUCUUUCUCAAACGUUGUGGGUAUGAAGUGAAGAUGUCUGGGAUAUCAUUCUCCAUCAAGAAGACAGAGCCCUCUAAAGUUAUCAAGAGCCAGAGUGCUGGCAAAGAUGAGGAGAAGAAAGAUUAUGUUCUGGAGCUAGAGGGGAAGGAAAUCAAGAGCACCCUCCCCAGGCACGAGAAGAAGGAGUUGAUUAUCAAGAUGAUUGGUAAGAACAACUGGCGAAUACCAUCGACAUCGCAGAGCAAAGAGACAGGCCUGACUAGUGAGGCCAAGAAGAAAGGCAGUCAAAUCCAGGCAGACAAGAUGGAGGGUAAGAGUUCUGAAGAGAUGCAGCUGGAGAGAGAAGCAGCUGACGCAGUAAUAAGAGAUAUGUGUGAAGCUCAAGCAUUAGCGUCUACUGGAGGGAGUGGUGAUCCUGUCAUCCCUCUGCUGUUACAGAACCAGCCGCCGAUGGUUGAGGGAAAGGAGAAGGAUGAGCUGGCGGACGUUCAACUCAGACCUGAGCAGAGCACACUUGUGGAGUACGACACUGUUCCCAUUGAGAGCUUUGGAGUGGCCAUGUUGAGAGGGAUGGGCUGGGAGAAGGGAACUGCUAUCGGACUAACCAACAAGGGACUAGUGGAACCGAUUGAAUUUACUGGUAGGAUUGGUCGUCAUGGUCUUGGAGCCAUGCCUAGAGCCCCACCCCCUGACAAAAAGCGGAGGAUCAAGAAGCCGGGGGAGGAGGAGAAGAAGAGGCAAGGACCAUACGUUGGCAAAGAUGGACGGGUCAAAUAUUACAAAAGAGUUGGAGAAGAGAUACCUGAUCAACCAUUGCAAGGUUUCGUGGUUGGCAACUAUGUACGAGUACUGAAGGGGCCCCACAAGAACCUCGGUGGAAAGAUUGUCCGAGCUGAUGAGGACACGGGCGGAGUGGUGCUGAAGAUGGCCAUCAAUGGGCAGACUCUCGGCUUCAGUCAGCACCAUCUUGAGUUAGUGAGCAGGGAGGAAUAUCUUCGUACGCCAGAUGACCACUCCCAGAGAGGGGCGGAGUCUGAUGGUAACCAGGGGAAAUCGUAUGGACUAAUCAACAAGAAGGACAGGUCCUCCCAGGAGCCACCAUUAAAGCGUCUCAGAGAAGGCAGAGAUUAUAGCGGCUCUCCUCACAGCAGUCCAAAGAGAAGUGGUACUAAAGACUCUAAAACAACCAGUCAAGACAGAUCAUACUCCAAUCGCCAGGAUCCCUCGGAGAGGUCUAGUAGAGAAGGCAAGAAAGAACGCGGUGAUGAUGACCGGCAGUUGCCAAGGGAACAGUCGUGGUUGUAUCCUCACCUGCGAGUGAGAAUGGUUGAUCAGAGAUAUCGCAAAGGAAGAUAUUACAAUACUAAGGUGGUAAUUCUGGAUGUGAUGAGUGUGGGUGUGUGUGACUGUCAGACUGAGACCGGGAGGCUGCUCGAAGGUGUGACACAGUCCAUGCUGGAGACGGUCGUUCCCCGAGCCGUAAGGUCAAAGGUCAUGAUAGUAGGCGGAGCCAAGAGAGGACAGGUGGCUACAAUUAUGGACCAAGAUCGUCACAAGGCCAAAGCUGUUGUUGAGCUAUCCCUGAGUAAAGAAGUACUGCAAGUCGAUUUCGACAAUAUCUGUGAAUACACAGGAACAAUUGACGAUGAUAUGUGAACAGAAACUUUACCACCAUAAUUAAUACAAUGAUGUAUGACCUCUUAUUUUUACAAUUCUAUUUAUGGCUAUGUUUUUGGCAUUCUACUGUUCUUCAUUACACAG